Molecule: messenger RNA, 585 nt
Organism: Camellia sinensis
Lineage: Eukaryota; Viridiplantae; Streptophyta; Magnoliopsida; Ericales; Theaceae
Source: RefSeq, a predicted model, not a curated record
AUGUGGGGGGAAACAAUUCUCUCUGCAAAUUACAUUCCGAAUCAAAUACCCCGGAAGAAUGUGGACAAGACGCCAUAUGAGUUAUGGAAAGGUGUUAAGCUGGGAUUCGAUCUGGAACUCUGCAAUUCCAUGAAGGAACGCAUCAUCAGUUCUCUUUCUGGUUUGAUUAUCGAAUAUGGGGAGAGUCUUGGGUUUCAAGUCAUCGUGCAUUUAAGGAUCACCACCACGCUCGGGCUGGGUUCUGCACAAUCGAUAGAUUUGAUGAUGAAUCUAUUAGCCGCAAAUGAGGCGAUUAUCGUGAAUGAUGAUGGUAGUGUUGGAACUGUAGAGACGAUGAGGACGAGGACGAGAACGGGGAGGGGUGUUUCAAAGGCCGUCAUUGAUGGGUUGAAGAAAGUGACGGUGUUCAAUGGUGAAGGAGAUGAUGAAAAGUGCAUUACUUGCGUUGUUUGUUUAGAGGAAUUUGGGAAGGGAACCGAGCUUACUUCCAUGCCAUGUUCUCAUCUUUUUCAUCAUCGCUGCAUUGUGCCCUGGCUGGAAUCACAUAAUUCUUGUCCCAUAUGUCGAUCUAUAGUUCCAGAUUGA